Penicillium brasilianum is the source of this 3074-nucleotide messenger RNA. Lineage: Eukaryota; Fungi; Ascomycota; Eurotiomycetes; Eurotiales; Aspergillaceae. The record is from the annotation of a GenBank genome assembly.
CUCGAUCAUUUCUGUUUGCAACUCUUCAUUGGUCCGCUGCAUGCGCUGGUUGUCUUGGGCGUGCUGGUCGUGCUGGACUUACUGCUUCUUGCUGGAUCCCCCUCGUUCUCCUGAACUGUUGCAGCUUAAUAUCUUGAAGCCCGCGCACUUUUCGCCGGUUUUCGAGUGGCGAGACGUGGCGACCUGGACCCAGAGUCUCUGGCCAACAAAGCCAAAUUACACCGCUCGGAGCAGGGAACAAAGCUCGAGUCAAGCAGGUUACACAACAGAUUCGAUCAGUGGUAGAAAGGUCUGGGUCCUGCCGUUCUUGCUGGUGGAUACGAUUUGAGGAAGAGAUAAAGCCCCGUCACCGCUUCGAUUGCCUGAUCAUCAACCCAAUCUGCUAUUAUUGCAUAGGCACUUUAAGGCUCAAGAUUGGAUUGCCUUGUGACUUGACUAGGGACGCUUGAUCGAUUUUCUACCUAACAACUGAUCGUUUGCCUCGAGCGACUACAAUCCUUUUCCUUUCUCGACUUGCGCAAGUCCUUAUCAGAACCCGAAUCCCACGAAAUCUUUAUCGGCCCCGGGCAUGGCAGUUGGUUUUUGGCCCGAUAGUACCGUCCCGAACGCCCCGAAGACCAGCAUUGCGAAUCUGGAGCGGAACAGUGAGAUGGAAGUGGAUGGCGAUGGCGAGGAGACAGUCAUAGGAAACAAAGAAGGCUAUCGGUCCUCCCGUCGCUAGUCAAGAACCCUUAUAUCGAGCUGCGCUUGAUCACCGACGAAUCCUCGGCGCUGCUAGCCGGCACGAACAAAAUCCCACAUUACACAGACUCGGUCGACAGUACAACCUUUGACAAGAAGACCAGUGCGAGGAAAUGGCUCAAGGCAAAGACGGCCGAGCUUUGCGAGUGGGCGGAUAUGCUACUGGUCGCUCCCAUCGACGCGGGCGCUUUGGGGUCUAUGCUGGCGGGGUUGACAAACACUUUGACCUUGGCGCUCUUACGGGGUUGGGUGUCGAGCAAGCCCGUGAUUUUGAUUCCAGGAAUGACCGUCUCAGAAUGGGAUCACCCGUUGAGUGCGCGACAGCUGGAAGAAAUAAACCGGUUCUGGCCUUGGAUUCGAAUCGUUCAGCCCGUGCUCUGGAAGUCCAAUGGGCCGGAGGACCUCACGCCGCUGCCGUGGGAUGGAUUGCAAGAUCUGCACAGAAGUCUGGAGAAAGGCUUCAACCUACCUCCGUGGGAGAGACCAUUUUCGCAAAGUGCUACCAGUGCAAAAGCAACGCCAUCCUCGCAAACUAUUCCUUCACUGGCAAAGCCGUCUGGUAGUGACACCGCCACGGCACUUCGCCAGCUCCAAACACACUGGCCAAACCCAGAAACAAGAGUGCGAUCCCUCCCUUUUGAGAUCUGGCUCAACAUCUUUGAGGAUCAAUUAGGGGAUUGGGAAAUUGCAAAGGCCGUAGGCAUCCCGACCAACCUCCCAGUUCCCCAAGAAUGGCAGAGCCACCUUCUCAAGAUGUCCACGCCGGCUUCAUUGGAAUACACAAUUCUCCGGGGCUCUUUUGCCGCGAUGAAGAAACGCAUUGACAGUCUGCCUCGAUGGAAACCACUGUCAGACCUUGCCUGUCACCUCAUUGUGAAAUUCUCUCGUACUGAUAUCCUCUCUUAUCUUACCGAAAACCACCUCGACCUUCUAUGGACUACCUCUCGCCUCACAAACAUCCCUUAUCGGGCGUCCGCAAUUUAUGGCAAUCCCACUGUUCUCACGUGGUGGCGUGAUGCACCCGCACUUCCUAAUAAAGAGUACGCUGCUGACGCCAUGGACGGUGCCUCCCGCGCUGGCUUCAUCCACGUUCUGGACUGGUGGCUACACUCUGGUCUUCCGCUCCGAUACAGCGAGCGAGCCCUCGAGUCCGCCAGUGCAGAGGGCCGGGUCGCCGUGUUGGACUGGUGGAAGGCUGCAUCAGCAAACGCACCGAUCCACAGGCCAAUCCCUCUCAAAGUUGGCAAAUCCGUCCUGCUAGCGGCGCAAUCCGGCCGUAUCGCCUCUUUGGCUUGGUGGGAUGCAUCCGGUAUUCCAUACAGCCACGCCGAGAAUGUGACCCGUAUUGCCAGUACGCACGGCCAUGUGCAUGUCCUGGAUUUCUGGUACCGAUUGAAAGGACCGAAGAUGAUCUUCGAUAAUCAGGUUCUCGUCGGACCCACCAAAAACGGGCAUGACCAUGUUCUGCAAUGGUGGAAAGACUGCGGCCUACGGGUCGAAUUCAAAACCUGUGAUAUUGAGGAAGCUCUCGAAGACGCAGUCUCUGGUGCGGACGGUCGCGUCCGUCGCUGGUGGGAGUGUAAUGGUCUCAACCUCGGCGUUGGUACCCGAGAGUGGAUGAAGACGAAAGUACUUUAAUUUGCAUAUGAACAUUUCAAGGUGUUCAAGGAAAAAUUUUCGAGUUUUAUUUGAGAGUUUACCUACCAUUGGACACAAGAGCAGCAUUCGUGUAUGGUUUUCAGCCGUGUUUUAGUUUUCUUUGGCCCCUGUUUGACUCACGACACCAGAUGAUGAUGAUCAAUAAUACCCAUUUGCCCUUUUUUCAUCACUUCUGUCAUUUACCAUUGCGAAUGGAGGACUGUUGGCGCCAGAAAGGUGUUUCCUUCUUUGUGCUUCUCGACCUUGUAUCUAACUCCAUCUGUGUUGCACAUGAAUUGAAAAUUCUCACAACCUACUCCCACUUUUCCAAGUGUACAUGUUUAAUUACCGCACCCUUGAUAGCAUCUUUGAUCUUCCCAAAUUCCUUGAAAGCAUCAGACUCGGCAAAAGCAAAGUGAUCUUCGACUUUGUUCCAGCCACUGAAGAGCACGAAUUCCUCAUCCUCGCCUUCUUUAUCAAUGCGCCAGCCGCCAGCGUAACCGUACGGAGCAGUGUAUUCUCCGAGAUGAGGGGCCCCUACUGUGAAGACGUUUUCGAAUUCGUCCUUCUUGCUAGCCUGCACAAAGUAUCGGCUUAUACCGAGGACCGGUGCAUUGAGGGGGAUGCUGUUUGCAGAAGGCUGUUUCAGGUGAUUUUGGUCAGUCCACUCGAUUUCCACCUAGUCACGUAUCCCC